AUGGAGGCAGCUGAGCCUAAGGUUGAGGACAUCGAAUCGAACAAUGAAUCUCUAUCUAAUAUUAAUAAUAAUUCCGGAUCUGAGGUUUUUUUCAAGGCUCCUUUUGUCAAGCCACCAGUAAAUCGACAAAAAUCUACUGCUAAUGAUAUUUCAGAAAUACAACCACGGGUUGAUACUUCUAAGUGUUACAAGCCUCCUGAAUGGGCUCAGACUUGUCCCUCGGAAGCGAAUUACUUUAUUGAAGUAAUUAAAAACGGCGUUCCUCUACCUGAUGAUACAAUUCAUCUCUCUGGAGUAAAUCACUGUAUUCUUGGACGUCAGCCGGCUCCUCUUCUGAGCCCUAAUUUGGCCGAUGGACGAGUGUCCCUCCUUUUACAUCCCUCAAUUAGUCGUACGCAUGCAGUCCUCCAAUAUGGUUGUAAUGCAGAUUCCACCCCGGGUUGGUAUUUAUUCGACUUCGACAGCACUCAUGGGACAUUUGUGAAUAAGCACAGGGUACCUCCUGGAAGGUAUAUUCGACUUCGUGUGGGUUACGUCCUCCGUCUUGGAAGUAGUACUCGUCUCCUCAUUUUGAAUGGACCAGAGGAUGAUAUGGAGGAAGAAACUAAGGAGUCCUUUAGUGAGCUGGUCACGAAGAAAAGGAAAAAACUCCUUAAAACGGAGCGAAAUGAGCAGAAUCUGAAUGAGCUAACUGAAGAACUAGUCACUGGAAUCAGUGACAAUGUUGGUUCAUGUAAUUGGGGAAUAUCUGUUGAUGCCGAAGAGGAAUAUAAUGGUGAAAUAAUGCAACGACGAUUGGCAGAAAGCGGAAACUGCUUAAGUCAUGAAAAGAAUUAUGCUGAAGAUCCCAAGAAGGCAUUGAAAGCUUUCUUUGAUCGCGAAGGUCUUGAUCCGGAAUACGAAUUCGUCGAGGGUAAAUUCGGUCAACAAAUGUGCCGUAUUGAGUUACCACUUGAAGAGGGAACAGUGUAUGCGGAGGUCCCUCUGACUGGACGUAAGAAGAAGGAGGCUAUUGCAGCUUGUGCUUUGGAGGCCUGCAGGAUGCUUGAUCGUCUAGGCCAAUUCGACACCAAUAGAGGGGCUGAAGCCGUGAGACGAGCUCGUGAAAAGGCUUACUGGGAGGAGAAUGAUUACUACUCUUCUGAUGAAGAUACCUUCCUCGAUAGAACCGGUCAAGUUGAAGUUAGAAGACGUCAGCGCAUGCGACGUCUCGGAGUUGAUAAUGCUUCUCUCAAUCAUGAAAAUUCUAUCUCAAUGAAAACCGAUGAAGAUUCCUUUACUUUGCUGGCUAAACUGGAGGAGUUGGGAAAGGAGAUGAUCAGAUUGGAAGAUGAACUAAAUGCAGCAGAACGUGCCCUGGAAGCUACUGCUGAAAACGCGAAUGAAAUGGAUGAAUUGGAAGCCUAUAUGGAGGCUAUCAAAAAUGGGGCACCGAAGAGGGCUGAACGGCAGGCACUGAAGCGGCGUUUGGUUACAUUGCGUCAGGAAGAAGUGCGGCUGCUUCGUCGCGCGGGCAUUCGUAAUAAUCCCAUCCGUUUUUCCUCUUCUACUUCUUCAUCUUCGACAGCCUCUGCUGCCAUUCGGGCUACCCUUGCUAAUACUUUGAUCGAAAAAGUUGACGCUAAUUUUUGUUACUCUUCUAAGGUGCUUUAA
Molecule: messenger RNA, 1653 nt
Organism: Rodentolepis nana
Lineage: Eukaryota; Metazoa; Platyhelminthes; Cestoda; Cyclophyllidea; Hymenolepididae
Source: the annotation of a GenBank genome assembly